CAGUUCCCACGACUCGGGCUCGAUGGCUUGCUCGUUCGCUGCUGCCAGCACAGUCUCAAGCAAAAAUCCAAAAUAAAGGUCUUCAAUGUACGCCAAAAUCGGACGGUCCGCACUAAAUCGCUUUAUUAUUGGUAAAUAUCGGCCCGAAACCGGGCGAAACAAUAACAGUCGCGUUCGUUACGAGUCGGUGCAUCGGUUUCGGGUGGUGGCCGGAGUGGUCCUUCGCCGGAAGUGGCCAAAUUUACGUUCAAAGGCACUUCCGCUUCGGGUGUGGAACGGAAACGGAAUGUCCCGCUGCUGCUGCUGAGUAGUGUAUCAGUUGAGUUGUUUUGUUUCGCGAAUUCCUUCUCCACUGCGGCCGCUGGUGGUGAAAGCAAAGACGACGACGACGCGACGACGAGAGGAAAAGGCGAAACAACGAAUCGAACCAACGAACAAGAACCACAGCAUCGGCGGUGUUGUUGGACGGAAGUUGGUGGCAGUGGCCCGGUGGGAGGUGGUGGAGGCGGGAGAGGAGGAGGUGCCAGAGGGGUUGAGUUGUUGGUACGACGUCGUGCAACAAGAGCUGCUGCUGCGGCAAGAAGUCAACCUUGAAAGAAGAAGCAUUCAGCAACAGCACCAACCAGCGAAGGCGUCGACGACGACGACGACGACCACCAGUCGGCAAGGUAGGCGGCGACGUCGGCGAAGACAGCGGAAGGAAGCUGCUGAGCAUAACGAACUGCACCAGAAGAAGCAUCAGAGGGGGCAGCUAAGGGGGGCCACUAGCGGGGCUCAGGGAGGAAGAUGUUUGCGGAGAAACUGCUCGCCAACGUCGUCAAGGCGGAAAUGCUAGCGAAUAGCAGCGAUACCGAGGAACUGCUGGAGAAGUUCGUUCCGGUUGGGAUGAUGAACGGCACCAUGGGCAUCCAGAAGCCGCAAACCGUCAUCACCGACCUCGGAAAGUCACUUCUCCAGGCAGCAAAAACAGGCAACACAGAAAAAGUUCACGAACUGAUGAGCCGCGGUGCCCCGUUCACGGCCGAUUGGUUGGGAACUUCACCAUUGCAUUUAGCAGCCCGCUACAACCACGUGGAAACCUGCAAGGUCCUCCUGCGGGCCGGUAUCAGCAAGGACAGUAAAACGAAGGUCGACCGAACUCCGCUGCAUUUUGCCGUCUACCAGGGGAACGUGGAAAUUGUUGAGUUGCUUCUCAACAGUAAAUGCGAAGUCGACGCGAAGGAUAUGCUUAAAAUGACUGCUCUUCAUUGGGCGGUUGAGAAACGGCAUGACAAGAUUGUUGAAAUGUUGCUGCAGCAUGGAGCCGAUCCCAAUGCCGUGUCCAAGUUUGGAAAGAGUCCCAUAAGUAUUGCGUCCGAAGCGGGUCAGGUGGAUUUGGUGCGGAUACUGAUGCUGGCCAAUCAGAUGCGGGCUGCCAGUAGGGAACAAGUCCAGGAAGCAACCGAUAACUUAAUGUUCGAGCUCCAGCAGCACAAGGAGCGCAACAGUGCAGCUGCAAUAGAGGACGGGGAGGAUAACAUCACAAUGGAUCUUAGCAACGAUGGCAGCAUCUCAAACAUGUCUUCCACUCCGCGGGGCGGGUUGGAUCAUCUGGACUCCAACACCAACGACACCGACAAAUACAUCGAAAAGGAGGACAGUCUCAGCGAUGCCAUCAUCAAUCUGGAACAGAACACCGAACAGGAUCCUAAAAACCUAGACUCCAACACACUGCAGAUGCUGAAGGAGCACGGAAUAGCGAUGAUUCCUUCGGAUGACUCCGGCAGCAGUCUGAUCACGUCGGCCAUCCAGAGCGGGCGAAAGAUUGUCCUCUCGGAGGCCGGCAAGUUCGCUCUCAACGAGACAAGAGUGCAAUCCAGUAACGCGUCAACGGGGACGGUUUCCUCGGCGGUGACGUCAACAAUGCCCCCGACGACGAAGAAAACCAUCAAAAUCAUCAAAAAGACUUCGCCAUACAUGGUAUCUCAGCAGCAACAGCAGCAGCAUCACCUUCAGCAAAGGCAAGCGUUAGGGCACACGGGCGGUGGAGGGACAAUUAAGACUAAUAAGGUUAUCAAAAUACUGUCGGCGGAAGAGUUCAAGCAGAUUUGCGGCGGCGAAGUUAGCGGGAUUAAGAAAAUUUCCUCCCAGGACUAUCGGAAAACGGUGCAUCCGUCCGGAGCGAUAAG
Aedes albopictus (Asian tiger mosquito) is the source of this 2168-nucleotide messenger RNA. Its product is annotated as GA-binding protein subunit beta-2. The record is from RefSeq and is a predicted model, not a curated record. Gene Ontology annotation, cellular component: nucleus. Gene Ontology annotation, molecular function: transcription cis-regulatory region binding; protein binding. Gene Ontology annotation, biological process: positive regulation of transcription by RNA polymerase II. NCBI's taxonomy places the organism in Eukaryota, Metazoa, Arthropoda, Insecta, Diptera, Culicidae.